AUGACUAGUCCUUCACCUAAAACUCCAUUUGAUAGUCUUUAGAGUCUCUUAACUAUUAGAAAACAUGAAUCUAGUCCUAGUCCAAAUAAUAUAAAUCGAUUCUCUUAAUCAGGCUUGCAACUGUCAUCUUAGAAUUCAAUUUUUGAGUAGAAUAGACACAGUGACCCAUAUAUUUUGAAUGAUAUGAAUAAAAUACUAACUAAGAUUCAAGUUUCCUAGCUCAUAUCUCAAAUCACAAAACUGGAUAGUGAUAGGAAAAAGAAUGGGCCAAGAUAGCUGAAGUCAUCAGUAUCAAAAAAUAACUUAUUUGAUAUUAAUGAGAAAAAACUAAAAUAGCAACAGAAAAAAUCAAUAGCAUAGAUAAGUGAUAAGAAGGGACAAGGAGAUUUGAAUUCAAAUAGAAGCCAUAAGUAAAGCAAUUAGGCUAAGGUUAAGAUCUAAUUAAAUCAAAUAGAUAAAUAGAAAAGUUCAAAUAAUUUACUGCAAUAAAAAUUAAACCUGAAUAUUGACGUUUAAAAAUUUUCCAGAAGGGAAAGUGUGAAAGUAUACAAGUAUUAGGACAUGGGCAAGGGAAUAUUGAAAAAACCUCCGACUAAAAUUAAAAAGAAAGGAUAAAACAGUGAUGAAGAGGACGAUGAAUCCCAAGAUUCAUGGGAGACCAUUGAGAAUUAGAAUUAGUAGCAAAAGAAAAAUAAGACGAAUCAACUUGAUAAGAUACCAGCUUAUAAAGAAGAUGAAAGAGCUAUAGUUAUUCACCAUGGAAAUAAAAUUAUCCAUCAUUCAAUUCUUAAGGACUUUGCCGAAGAUCUUAAUAUUGAUGUUCUUGUAAACAGGGUUACUGCAAAUCAGGUAGUUAUUGAGUCUUAAGAAACCUAGCCCUAAUAAUUUAAAAAUGAACAAGAGAUUGAGAAGUUUCUAAGCAAGCAUUCAAAAUCAUAUAAAUCAAUAUUUUCUCUUUAGCUUCUCGCUGUUGGAGGUGAGUCAAUGGUUUGCAAGAUUGAAACCAAAGAACUUGAAGAACUAGUUGUUAAGAUUCCUAUGCUUAGUUCGAAAUUACAUUAAGGAAAUCGGGAAUCAGAAAAUUUAAAUUAUUUCCAAAACUCUUUGUACGAACACUAAAUGAUGAAAGCAAGAGGACAUAGCAAUUUCAUCCCCUCUAUAAAAGAAGAAGUCAUAGAAUAUAAUAGAUAGAAAGGAAUUAUUGUAAGAUACGUAGUCAUUAUAGAAAGAGCUUAAAAUGAUCUCCAUAAACUCUUCAGAAUCUGGAGGAGUUCAGAAGAAUCAUUUAAUAAGAGAGAAUUUUACAGCACUGAGAAACUAGCGUUUUACUGCUUCUAAGCUAUGAAGUUAGUUAACUAUCUACACUCUAGAAAUAUUUAUCAUGGCGACAUCAAACCGAGUAAUUUCUUGAUAUUUAGGAAUCAACUAUGUAAAAUGGGGGAUUUCGGUAUCUCAAUGAAAAUAAAGCAUUCUUUUAUUGAAAAGAAAGACUAGCCUAAUUACUACAAGGCAAAAGGAUUGUCUGAAAAGUAUGCUCUUUAGUACAUUAUAGAUGAUAACUUUGUAAAUAAGCAACAACUUUAUUAGAAUGAUAGAUUUGCUCUCUUUAUGACUUUCUGCUUGAAUUAUGAAUCUAUGAAGCGACAAAAUCCCAAUAAUUACUCUUAACUCAUGGAGGAGAUAAUAAAAGACUUAGAUAUUAACAACAAAGAAAUCAAGACUUUGAAUGAAAUAGUGAUUAAAUACACAAGAUAUUUUGCUUAAAAUAAUGAGUUUGCUCUAAAGUUAUGCAAUCAGUUUAAAAGUGAGAAUAAAUUAUCUGCUAUCAGAGAAGUGUUACUGAACACUAACUACAAAUUUGUAAUUGAGGGCUUAAUAAAUUUAGCUUAGUAGCAGAGAUUUCAAGAAUCUUUAUUCUGGUCUAAGAAGAAAUCAACUUUGACAAUUAAUAAGUAAGAACUAGUGUUAGAUUCAGGUGAACAAUAUGAUCCACUGGACUAUUAAGAAAAUGAAUUUGCUGAAUUUUCUAUUUAGAAAUAAGAUUACAAUCGACAGAAUUCACAAUUAUUUACAAAGUUUUCAAACAUCUAAUCCUGGGAUUAUGAUGAAGACAAGUAAAAUUUACGUAUAGAGGAUCCAGUAUGGAAACAAAUGGCCAUUUUACUACUUUACUCUUGUGACGAAAGAGCAGAUCAUCAGCUCAAAUCUUAGAUUAAAAAAAGAAGCUAGGAAAGUUUCAAGGUAGGUAACAUAAGACUAGAUGUUGCCUUGGAAUUUCUUCAGAGCAAAAAAGAAGAUUCUUUUUAUGAUAAAAACUACUCUGAUGAGGAUUUGAGAUUCUUCUAUGAUUAUAUCAAAGCAAACAACCCCAAGCCUAAGUUGAUCUUACAUUUGGAGACAAUAUUUUCCAAUCUCAAAAAAUACGAUAUUCUAGUUGAAAUCAAUGCCAUAUAAACUUAGAUGCUGCUUCAGACUUAAAAAUAUGAACUUGCUGAAGCUAAAGCUAAGAACUGUAUUUAACUAUCGCAAAAUUUCUCCAAAAGAGAAGAUCUUGAACUAGAUUGUCUAUUAACUAUUGCUUUUUGUAAAGCUAUUAAAAAUAAAAUGCAGAUGAGUCAGAGAAUGAUUGACUAAAGCUAUAAUAUGAUAAUUUCUAAAUUUGGAAAUUAGUCCAAAUAGUAUCUCUAGCUUUUAUAAAUUAAAUCAUUGAUCGCUUAAUCCUAAGGUAAUCUAUAAAAUGCUCUGCAAUUAGAAGAAGAAAGGCUUGUUUUAUCGAGAAAUCUUUACGGAGAUCCAGCAAACGAAACAAUCUCAUGUUACCUUAGUACUGGCUAUCUUCAUAUGAAACUUGGAAACCAAGAUAAAUGCAUUGAUUACAUAGAAAAAUACGCUAAAUUUUAGGAUCUAAAGCUAGCCUACUACAUUCAUUUAAUUGAGGCCUUCUAUUAUUUCUAGAAUCAUCAAAAACUUAGAGAUUUGAUUAAUCAGAUUUAACAAAAUGGCUACACAAAUGAUUUAGUCUAUCUGAAAUUUCUCUCUUGCAAUUUUAACUUAAAAUAAUACAAAUUGGUCAGAUAUGACUAGGAAAAGAAAAAUAAGGUUAUGAAUGCUUUGAUUGACUCUAAAGAUAGAGGAUAAUACAUCAUUGAGUCAACAAAGUAUAAAUCCCUAUUCCUUGGUGCACUUAAUUUCUGCAAAAAAUAUCAAAUAAAAUUCCAAGAUUCUGAAAUAAACAUUUUACAAACUAAUUAAGUAAUUGAGAAAGUCCAAAAUGAUAUCUUAAUUGAUAAGAAGGAAAAAGUAAAAGCUCUUGAAUAAAUAAUGGAAAAAUGGACUAAAAUAGUUGAAAACAAGAUAAAGAGUCCUGUGGUAAGAAGAAGAUCAACUUUAAGAAGAGUCUCAUUAUUAAGGCAACAAUUUUAAUAAUGA
Molecule: messenger RNA, 3429 nt
Organism: Stylonychia lemnae
Lineage: Eukaryota; Ciliophora; Spirotrichea; Sporadotrichida; Oxytrichidae
Source: the annotation of a GenBank genome assembly